AUGGCCGGGGUGCAGCAGGGAGAGAAGCAGCUCUUCGAGAAGUUCUGGAGAGGCACCUUCAAAGCCGUGGCCACGCCGCGACCCGAGAGCAUCAUCGUGGCCAGUAUCACUGCCCGCAAGCCGCUGCCCAGUGGGACGCUGGGCUGCCUGCCGUACCCUGCGGAGGACAGACGGCCCGAGAAGCUGAGCAGCUGCGUGGUCAGGGAGCCUGCCAGCACCAAUGGCUGUGCCAAGGGGAGGGACAGACGAGACCAUGCCCACCGCAGGUCACGCAGCCCUUCGUGUGAUGAGGAGCGGCCGCUGCCGGCUCGGGGGAAGAAGAAGAAGAAGAAAUCUGGCCGCAAGAAGCGAAGGAGGUCUCCCUCCUACAGCCCCUCACCUGUGAAGAAGAAGAAGAAGAAAAGCUCCAAGAAGCGAAAAAGAAACAGGUUAUCAUCAAAGAAGAGAAGGCACAGUUCUUCAAGCCCCAAAAGUAAGAGAAAGGAAGAAAGAAAACACAAAAAACACUCUCGUGGGCGCGCCCGGAAAUCCCAUCGGCAUCGCCGCUGCCACUCUCGCUCAGAGAGCUCCGACUCCCACUCCCCCAGCUGCCGGAGCAGGCACAGAGCCAGGUCUCGGGAGGAAGGGCGUAAAACACGGCGAAGACACUCCUGGCACCAUUCAAAGAUCACGGCAAAGAGAAGCUCCUCUGCAGAGGUUCAGGCCAGUCAAAAAGCCAGCCAAACCCUCCCACUCUACAGCUUCCUGUCUUCUAAGGAAGUAAUCUCUCAGUCAGGGUCUUCUGCUGACCUCUUUACCAAAACAGACAGCCCGCCUGGCAACCUAGCCAGCCAGAAUGGAGAGUAUCAUGAAUAUGACUCAGGAAACGAUACUUCCUCCCCUCCCUCCACUCAAACGAGCUCAUCCAGGUCAAAGGACAGCCAGGAGAAAAGAAGUCUAGUCCAUGAUGGCUUUGGCCAUGCCUUCUCGUCCGGGAAGCCCAAACUGGCCAACAGCGAUAACAGCUCUGAUUCAGGAAAUUCCUUCACCAGUUGCUUUUCCCAGACCAAGGGAACAGCUUUGGAAAAUCUGUCUCCAGAUGCCCAGGGACAAGACCGAAGAGCGUGCCUACCCUCAUGUCUGGGUUCCUCAGAGGAGAAGAAGCGAGCCUCCCUGCCCUCCCCAGCGCACAGCUCCCCGCUCAGGCCUGGCUCCCGCAGCGAGUCCUGCAGCAGCACGGGCAGAUCCUCCCCCGGCUCCAGCCGCUCCCGCUCCUCCCACCACAAGGCCUCUCCCAGCUACUCCCGAAGCAGCUCCUGCUCCUCGGGAAAGAGGUCUUCCUCACGUUCCCCCAGCUAUUCCUCCAAAUCCUGCAAAAAAAGUCCUGGGAGUAGAAGUUCCAGGCCUCGCCGGAGCCCCAGUUACUCCCGCUACAGCCGCAGCAGGGACCGCGAGCGGGAGCACAAGUACAGCUCCAGCGAGAAGGAGUCGCAGCGGCAGCGGCGCCGCCGCUCCUACUCCCCCCUGAGGAAACGCCGGAGAGACUCUCCCAGCCACCUGGAAGCUCGGCGCAUCACAAGUGCCCGCAAACGCCCCAUCCCCUACUACCGUCCCAGCCCCUCCUCCUCCAGCAGCGCCGGCAGCUAUUCCUCCUGGUACAGCAGCUUCAGCCGCUCCCCGAGCCGCAGCCGGAGCUACUCCAGCUACCGGAUGAGCCGGAGCCGAAGCUGGAGCAGCAGCCGGAGCUCGAGCCCCAGGAGCAGCCGCAGCAGGAGCAGGAGCUAUGACUCAGGAGCCAGCUCCGACAGCCUGCGUCGUUAGGGAGUGUCACUGCUGGCUGACACCGGGUGCCGGCCUCACCGCCACAUUCCUGGCAUUCUCCGCUUCCUUCCCACCUACCUGGCCAUCGAUAGCAAUCAUCCCCGAUACUGACGUGGUGGCAUUGCCGGGUCCCCCUGCCCCGGUUCGGAGUAAGAGCCCUGGUGCAGCCCCUCCGCCCCAGCGCGGGGUGGGUGGAUCAGUCCCAGCUCCGCUGGCCAGGCUGGAAGAAGGGUCGGUGCUUUACAGAGGGUCUGUCACCACAGACCUGCUCCGUCCUCCCUGAUGCUCCCAUCUGCCAUUGCUACUGCUCUCCAAAGCAUACCAGCAGGUCCAAAGGAAAGAAUUCUGCUACUUGCUCUUCUAACA
Molecule: messenger RNA, 2166 nt
Organism: Oenanthe melanoleuca
Lineage: Eukaryota; Metazoa; Chordata; Aves; Passeriformes; Muscicapidae
Gene: SRRM4
Product: serine/arginine repetitive matrix 4
Exons: 13
Coding region: 1-1800 (599 amino acids)
Biological process (GO): regulation of RNA splicing; neuron maturation; mRNA processing
Cellular component (GO): nucleus
Molecular function (GO): mRNA binding
Source: RefSeq, a predicted model, not a curated record